This is a messenger RNA of Ostreobium quekettii, 1941 nucleotides long. NCBI's taxonomy places the organism in Eukaryota, Viridiplantae, Chlorophyta, Ulvophyceae, Bryopsidales, Ostreobiaceae. The record is from the annotation of a GenBank genome assembly.
AUGGCGAGUUUUGGGGUCGGGGAGAGGUUCCAGGGGAGUGCGUCCUCGACGCCAGGGCCCGGCGCGUACACACCCAGGACGAAGGAUGGCCUGCACCCCUUCGCGAUUCCCGAGCUGAAGAAGGGCGGACUGCGCAGCGCCAGGCGCUCCAGUGGGAGCUUCCAGGAUGCAGCUGAGAAGAAAGCAGCAGGACCCUUCAGUGCACGACACAGGCGUACAUGCUCUCAUGACUCAGCAUUUUCUGCGUUCAGCAACAGGACCACUCCCAGGGGCACAGAUUGUGAAACCAUGAAUCCCCCUCAUGAAAAGAUAGCCAGCAUAGAAAAGAAACCCCACAGUGGGGUGCGGCAGCUGAGCAGGAUACGCCAGGAGAAAAAGGGGGUGCAAGAUAAACUGAGCGAACCAAGCAACCACUCCAGCAAGAUACCGCCAAGAAGGAUUGCAGUAGUUGGCAGUCAGUUGGGCACAAGGGCAAGUGCUCUGCAAAGCACAGUUGAUUCUGUGUGCUGUCAAGCUUCUGAGAUCGAAGCAAGGCGUGCAGCGCUGAGAAACAACUCUUGCCAGUCCUCGAGCUUGCUGCUGGACUCACAGGCACCUCUGCCACAAGUCACGGUGCAGGCUGGGAAACCCCAAAGCAUGGGGCAUGCGGAGCCUGCUGAGUCCAAAAGAGUUCAAGAGUUGGAAAGAGAACUGUCAAGACAGAGAGCAGCAUUGAAGGCUGCCAACGAUGAAAUCUGUCGUUUCAAGGCCAUCUUGAGUGCAAGGGAUGAUGCAAUAGGACAGCUGAAGGGCUGGCUGUCCCGAGCACAGCAAAUACAGCAAGAAUGUCAACAGCAGUUCCUGGCAAGUCAGAGCAGCGCAUUGACGAUGCCAUCGGAGAAUAAUUGUAGGUCAGAAGACUCAAGCCCUGUUGCGUAUGCAUCAGAGGCGUCGACUAGGAUCGAGGGAACAGAGGAUGACAGAUUGCUGGCAGAGCCAAAUGAUGACCAGGAGGAGAGCCAGGAGUUGGAUCAUAAGUCAAGCGCCGCUGACACAAAGGUUUCUGCUCAAGCACGGGCUGCUGACAACGUUAAGGCUGCACGACUGAGGAAUGUUGUCAGGACCUCAUUCACCAUAGUGUCUUCAUUGGCAGAACAGAUGGGUACAACCGAGGUGCUCGCUGCUGAGUCACUGCUUGCAGAUGCUGUUGCUUUAUCAGAUUGUCUCGAGCAAGCUUUCUCAAGGCAGCGGAAUGAGUCAUCCUCUUCGCCCAAUGGCACGGCUUGCACAAAUGCAGAUUCGGGGGUAUCAGGCUUGACUGGUGUGGCCUGUGAGAGCAGAACGACCCAACAAAGUGGUCAAUUGUGUGUUGGACAUGACAACCACAGUGAGUGCAGACAAUUUCAUGCAAGGCAAAAGCAAGAAUUGGAAGAGCUGCACAAGGAUGUCUCCGUGCUGCUGAGAGAGAAAUUCAAACUUGAGCAAUGCAUCCGGUAUCUUGCCGCCCGCUGCCAACUUUACCAAGGAUAUUGUGUGGGCGAGGAUGUCAGUGGUCAGGGGGCCCAAAGAGCUGCCCAAGAAACCCGGCCAGGUUCAGCACAGAGCAGUGGCUCUUCUUCUGUUGCGUCGAAAUCACGCAAGACGAUUGGGAGAGGGGUGGCAGCUAAGAGACGCAGCACAGGGUGCAAAAAGAAAUUGACUGUAUCAGAGAGUGCGAUGCAGGAGCUGCAGAUGGAGGCCUUGAAAGAUGCUGGAAUUCGGCUGGACGACAUGGAAGAAAUGAGGGGAACAGACCCAUUCGAAGACCUGUCCUGGCAGCAGGACGAAGAGAGCAGACUGUACGAUUUCAGUCACCCACCCGGCAAGAAUGAAAGACGGAUCCUAGCAAAGGUGUCCGCAGUCUGCAUUCCUUCUCAUGGCGAUGAACACGUGCGCACCACGAAUGUGAGCUAUUUGUGUUAG